This is a messenger RNA of Myotis lucifugus (little brown bat), 803 nucleotides long. It is a transcript of the gene SDHAF1, whose product is annotated as succinate dehydrogenase complex assembly factor 1. The coding region runs from base 124 to 537 and encodes 137 amino acids. Gene Ontology annotation, cellular component: mitochondrion. Lineage: Eukaryota; Metazoa; Chordata; Mammalia; Chiroptera; Vespertilionidae. The record is from RefSeq and is a predicted model, not a curated record. Gene Ontology annotation, biological process: mitochondrial respiratory chain complex II assembly. The transcript is spliced from 2 exons.
AGGCGGAGGUUUUAGGGAGCGGAGCGGAAGUACCCAGGGCCUCGCGCCCGCGUUCCUGCCAACUGGAUUGCUGCUCCGCUGUUCUGGGCCGUCGCCUGCGCGCGCCCGCGGCCCAGCUCUGCCAUGAGCCGGCCCAGCCGCCUGCAGAGGCAAGUUCUUAGCCUGUACCGCGAACUGCUGCGCGCCGGGCGCGGGAAGCCGGGGGCCGAGGCGCGGGUGCGAGCCGAGUUUCGGCAGCACGCCUGCCUGCCGCGCUCCGACGUACUGCGCAUCGAAUACCUGUACCGCCGCGGGAGGCGCCAGCUCCAGUUGCUACGCUCGGGCCACGCCAAGACCUUGGACGCCUUCGAGCGCCGUCAGGGCGCCAACGAGGAGCCCGGCGAAGCGGGGGCCCCUACGACUCCGCCUGAGGAGAGUGACGAUUCGAGGAACCCUCUCGAAUGGAGUCACCGGAGACCCCGCCGGGUGGACGGUGACAGGCUGAAGAGCUCAGAUGGAGCAGGGGAACGGUGUGGUGGGGCCAGGGAACCCGCAUGAUGGGAGCAGGGGUUUUUUUGCUGAGGAAUUUGAGAAGGUGCCCUGAUGGACAACGGAGAGAAGCGUCGAAUCCCUUUGGAAAACUUUCCCCCCACUAAUGGCAGCGAACUAGGACUGGUGAGGAAGGGAGUAGGGUCUCAUCCCAGCUGAUCAUUUGAAGACCCCUCAAGACCUCUACACUUACUGUUUCUGAGGGCGAGCCCUGACUCCUGCACCCUUCAGGACUGUCAAACAAAUGGAAUAAAGUUGGGGAUGUGCUUACUUCC